AGUCCAACGGCCGGCAGCAUGACGGGAGGGAGCGGGCAUCGCAAGAGCGCUAUGGAUAGGAUCGGGUACUUCGGGGAGGAAGGAUACAUCUCUGUUGGCGAUCCUUAUGAUAAGAAAACGAAAGAAAGCUUGGAUCGUGAACGAGGGUUACAGAUGACGACGUCACCAAUGUACAAAAACAACAAGUAUGGCCUGAACAAUGGCACCUUCAACAAGUUUGAAGGAUUGUAUAAUGGCGAGCCGUACAUCACAUUGGAACAAUACAGAAGACAACAAAGAAACAAAGAGAGCUCAAAGAAUGUUUCUGACGUUCAGUUUAAACCAUCGAAUCCUCCCAAGAAGUCGUUAGGGAAUCUGGGAUCCUUCUAUGGAACAGUUGGUUAUGUCGAUCGAAAAUCACAACCAUUUCCCGCCGGAGGUAGCAUCACUUACAUGCCCCAGGGAGAUGGGAUGAAGAAAAAGAUAAAAGGGGAAGUUACACAUGAACCUCUAAACAUCGUAACCAACCCGACUCGGAAAGGAACUUUUGGGUAUCCAAACCUUACCAUUGGGGUGCCGGGAGCAGCGCAGGCGAAGAGAGCAUGGAAGGGAGUGGCUGGUGAGUAUGCAUACACUCCGGAUCCAUACGAUGCGUCAAGAUUGCAGAGGAAGGAGGAGAGAGAAAAGUUCAAACACAUGUAUGACAACCCAUGGAAACCUGCAAACCCAACGAAAAAGGGAGGGCCAGGAAUGUGGGGAGGGCAUCGGGCGUUAUUUGAUCAUCCCAAAGAUUGUGGAGGGACAAUAUCACAAUAUCAUGAGUACAUCCCAACGGGAACAGAAACGAAGAAGACUAAGCAAAUGAUUGAAAAAGAGAAAUGGGCGGAUCCUUAUGAUCGUGCAGCAUUUAAGCCCCCUAGUCGCCUCAAACGGGGAGGACCAGGUUUUUGGGGCUGCGGGAAGAAGAGCGGAGGAUCUCUUACCUUCAGUGAGUUUCCCGUCGCCUAUCAAGAUCCCUACGACACCUUAAGGACCAAGGUGCUGAUGGAGAAGAAGGCGAUGAAGGAGAAACUUGGGCCUCUAGCUGAAAGAGUUGCAUUCUUGCCCCCAUCAGUAGGCAGAUCGAAACGAACACCGAGCAUUUUCACCAUGAACAUCAAAGUUUGAUCUUCAUGCCUCCUCCCUGUAAUUUUUUUUGGUCUCUCCUAAUCACAGCCAUCCUAAGAGUUUUAUUGAAGCACCAUUUUCCAGAAAA
Guillardia theta CCMP2712 is the source of this 1234-nucleotide messenger RNA. RefSeq lists its product as hypothetical. The transcript is spliced from 5 exons. Bases 19 to 1146 code for a protein of 375 amino acids. The record is from RefSeq and is a predicted model, not a curated record. NCBI's taxonomy places the organism in Eukaryota, Cryptophyceae, Pyrenomonadales, Geminigeraceae.